AUGAAAAUAUAUCUUAUUUUUCGUUUUCAAUUUACAGUCUUAAUUGUUUUAUUUUACGCUGGGUUGUGUAUUCUCGGUUUCGUUCGAGUGGAAAUGAUCGUAACAAGAUCUGAAAACCACGAUUACGAAGAGAGGUUUCAAAUCAAUAUGCUUAAGAUCAAGCAGCACUUGGAGUAUUACGAUACGAAGAUCUACGAUCAUAAUUUCUUCAAGAAUUAUUUACUCAAAUGUGACAACGAUGUAAUGAAGUGUUUGGAGAAAAUAGAUUCGUUCUUCGUUUUGAAAAAAAUGUUUCCAGAGUAUUUACUUCACGAUGAUAUACGAUGCUCCGAUUUCAACCAUUUUUGUCGAUCAAUUUACUCUUGUUACCUACCCGAGUUGAAUACCGACGGAUGUCGUAUAUUUAUCGAUAAAGUCAGCUCAGAUGAAAGUUUAUUCGACGUUUUAAAAAUAAUGAAGUAUUAUUGCAUGCAAACAGAACUUAGAUUCUUGGAAGACGAGCCAGACAACGGCGAUAUUAUCUUAUUCGACUGCAAUAACAUCAAUUUACUUCAUAUUAUCGCAUUUGUUCCAUAUUUUAUAAAAUCUCUUCAGAUUAUUCUAAAGGUUUAUCCAUUGCGAGUACAAUUACUCGUUUUAACUAACGUUGGCAGGGUAGUCAAGACUGUAAUCAAUACUUUGAAGUGGUUUACUCCGAAACGAUACCAUGAUUUGGUUUACGUUUACUCCGAAGGAUCCGAACAUUUCUCAAAACACGUCCCAGUGAUCAUACUUCCAAAAGAAUACGGAGGAAAUACGUUCACUUUGGACGAAAUACGAGAAAAUUGGUAUCAAAAACUGCAACAACGUCGACCCUGGUUUCAGAAAGCUAACGAUGAAAUCACCAACCUAAAAUACAACAAGUUCAAAAACUUCCGGUUCAUUUUCGGCAAAAAUGGAACCUUUAAAACAUUACAAUUGGAUUAAAUACGAUUCAACUGCAAAAUGAGAACAGAGAUGUACAAAUUCAAGAAACAAACAAUCAUCAUUAGGACUUUGUAAUAACGCAUUUUAAUAAUAUUCACAGAUUCUACAAUAUCAACAGAAACUUAUGCACUUUACACCGAUGUACAAAAAUAAAAGAUAAAGCAAAGAAAUAACGCAAAAAAAAGAGAAGAAAGUUAUUUAUGCAUUACUUCUAAAAAUAAUACUUUGUAGAUCGGGUACGUAGAUCAAAAGAAGCAUAACGUAUUUAAAACGAAGAAAAGUUGACAAUUAUGCUAAGAUAUUCGAUUAAACAGAGCUGGGAGUAUCUUAGAUUGCAUUAUCUAAAAUAAGGUAUAAAAA
Planococcus citri (citrus mealybug) is the source of this 1326-nucleotide messenger RNA. Its product is annotated as alpha-tocopherol transfer protein-like. Gene Ontology annotation, molecular function: phosphatidylinositol bisphosphate binding. The record is from RefSeq and is a predicted model, not a curated record. The transcript is spliced from 6 exons. Lineage: Eukaryota; Metazoa; Arthropoda; Insecta; Hemiptera; Pseudococcidae. Gene Ontology annotation, cellular component: membrane. Bases 1 to 966 code for a protein of 321 amino acids.